CUACGACUCCCACAGCGCGUGGCGGAAACACUGGAGCGCUCCGAAAAUGGCCAUGACGAAGGUACUUGGCUUAGGCUGAUCGGCCGAUGUCCAUUGGCCCAUUGCCAUGUGCGCCUGGACAGGCCCAGGCCGGGAGGUCUCCUCGAAAGCCUUCAUGGACGAACUCUGUAGCGACGUGGGCGGCUACCGCGCGUUCCUGCGGCGGCUGGCGUUGCAGUACUUUGGAUGGUGGGUGGCCAUUGCAGGGGUCCCUGCCGUCUUCUUAGACCACCACAGGUGUGAGUCCAGUAUGCCCUACCUGGCCUGGUGCUUGUACGGCGGCACGGUGCUGGCGAUGCUGGUGAUGGCGGUGCUCAUGGAGUUGACCAUUGUCCAACGACUUGGGCUCUUGAAGGCUGGCGAGCUCCAUGUGCUUCAGGAACGACGCUGGCGGAGACCUUUGGCUUCCACAGUGCUGUGGAAGCUCGACUCCUACACCGAUAUGGCCUUUGUCUUCAUUGCGCGCGACUGUGGGUCGUCAUUGUGGUGGGCGUCUUUAGCAUCCAUCAUCUUUUGCACGGUCUUCUGUCAGAUGCUCUUCAACACCUGCUUCGCGUGCUCCGACUGCGACGGCGAGUUGCCCGAGUCCUUUGGCUUCGUCCUACUGGACUUCAAGCUGGUGAACACCGCGGUGCGCUCGGUGCUGCCCUUCGAUCCGGAUGCCUCGGACCUCCCCGUGGCCAAGCCUGUGACUUUGAAGUCCUCCGCCAACCUGGUAGGCUUGGAGAAGGUCGUGGGCGAUGUGGCACAGGUGUGCAUUCAGUCCCUCUUUCUGAUGAGCGCCUCAGCCCCGCACGGCUUUGUGAUCUUCAGCGUCAUUGUCGGAGCACUCAACGGCUGCCUCUCCAUUGCUCUCAUUGCACAGGAUGCAUUGCAAGAGGAGUCUGCAGUUCAGGCGCGAUGCGCGCGGAGCUGGGAAGUGGACCGCGAGUUGGAGCAGGGCACCGUGCUGGCGGCGUUGGCAGGCGAGGUGAAGCUCGUGGAGGAAGGCACCAGCAGCGAGAUGCCGCCCGUUCUGCGAGACCCAGGUGACCGGAAGCGCGCACCCCUCGCUCCGGUGAGCCCACCAGGUGGACCUUCCCCAGAAAGGCUUGGCCGCAGCAUGAACGACGACAUGGCCAUGUUGUGAGUCGUGAGGAGAAAAAAUAACAAUGCUGCGCAAACGUCGAUCCAGACUCGCAGAGUCACUCCCA
Durusdinium trenchii is the source of this 1232-nucleotide messenger RNA. The record is from the annotation of a GenBank genome assembly. NCBI's taxonomy places the organism in Eukaryota, Dinophyceae, Suessiales, Symbiodiniaceae.